UCUGUGCAAAACGAGCCAAAAAACACGCAAGCAUUAGACUCGUCGAGCAUCAUACAGUAUGAUCACCUAACGUUAAAUGCAGAAUAGAACUAUUCAAAGACUGCUGUGGCACAAGGGAGCCUUCUAAAGAAAUCAUUACCCAUCAUACGCUAAAUACUUUACCAAUCAGGAAGAAGAUUCUGUGUGUAUAUAAUUACUGUAAUUACACGUUUCUGGCUCGGAAAUAAUGUAAACAAGUUCAUCCCAAGAAGCAAAGGGACCAAAGGUCUCUUGUGAGGCACCCAAACUUUGUUGAAACACUGUGGAAUGACUAUGAAGAACAUCUCGCAAUACGUGACAUUUCAAGGUUCCUUCAUAAAAUGAUCUAAAAAUGAUCAUGUUUUCCUUCAUUGACACCAUGUGUCCACCUGAAUACACGAUGACGGGCUUGGAAUGGCUGAACACGGAGGGCCCUCUUUCUCUGAACAAGGAGCUCUCUGGCAAAGUGGUGCUGCUGGACUUCUUUACUUACUGCUGCAUCAACUGCAUGCACAUCCUGCCUGACCUGCACCGUCUAGAGAAGAAGCACUCUGCCAAAGAUGGAUUAGUUAUUGUUGGGGUGCACUCUGCUAAAUUUCCAAAUGAGAAGGCCCUGGACAAUAUCCGCAGCGCCGUGCUCCGCUAUGACAUCUGCCACCCGGUGGUGAACGACAGCGAGGCGCGCCUCUGGCAUGACCUGGAGGUGUCCUGCUGGCCCACGCUGGUCCUGCUGGGCCCACGCGGCAACCUGCUCUUCUCCCUGGUGGGCGAAGGCCACCGCGAGAGGCUGGCGCUGUUUACGGCCAGCGCCCUGCGUCACUACGGGGAGCGGGGUCUCCUGAAGACACACGCAGUGGGCGUCAAGCUGUACCGAGACUCCCUGCCUCCCAGCGUCCUGUCUUUCCCCGGGAAGGUGGCCGUAGACGGCAUUGAGAAGAGACUGGCCAUAGCGGACACUGGACAUCACCGGAUUCUGGUGGUUUCGACGGCUGGACAGCUGUUGCACGCCGUAGGAGGGCCAAAAAGCGGAAGACGAGACGGCGACUUUUCCGAAGCUUCCUUCAGCUCCCCUCAAGGUGUGGCCAUCAAAGGGGAAGCUGUGUACGUGGCCGACACCGAAAACCACCUGAUCCGUAAGAUUGACCUGUUAGAGCGCCGAGUCAGCACCCUGGCUGGAGUCGGAGCUCAAGGCACAGACAAAGAGGGCGGCGCAAUGGGACCCCAGCAGCCCAUCAGCUCUCCUUGGGACGUGACCCUCGGCUCCGCAGGCGGUGGCGAAGGUAACGUGCUGUGGAUCGCCAUGGCAGGGACCCACCAGAUCUGGGCUUUGUUCCUAGCAGAUGGCAAACUGCCCAAAGGAAGCGAAUGCAAGGCCGGAACGUGCGUGCGAUGGGCAGGCAGCGGCAACGAGGAGAACCGGAACAACGCGUACCCCCACAAGGCGGGCUUUGCGCAGCCUUCGGGCCUGGCCUCGGCCCCGGAGGAGCCCUGGGGCUGCCUGUACGUGGCCGACAGCGAAAGCAGCACCGUCCGCACGCUGGCACUGAAGGAUGGAGCCGUCAAGUCGCUGGUCGGCGGAGAGUGGGACCCGCUGAACCUUUUCGCUUUCGGGGAUGUCGACGGGAAAGGGGUGGAUUCCAAGCUGCAGCAUCCUCUCGGCGUUGCCUGGGCUCCGGAACAAAGCCGGCUCUAUGUGGCCGACUCCUACAACCACAAGAUAAAGGUGGUCGAUCCAAAGGCAAAGCAGUGCAGCACAUUAGCCGGCACUGGAGAGGCUGGAGACACUCUGGGCCCCGAGUUCGACAAAUCCCGCUUCAACGAGCCCGGAGGGAUCUGCAUCGGCGACGGCGGGAAGCUUCUCUACGUGGCCGAUACCAACAACCACCAAGUCAAAGUCCUGGACCUGUUCUCCAAGACCGUUUCACUGUUCCCCAUUUCCAGGGACUGCGUAGAUGCAGUGCCUACCAACCCGUCGGCCCCGACCAAAGCCCCGACACUGCCCAGAUCCGCCGCCAGGAAGGAAAUGCCACCAGCGGCGGUGUCGGCAGGCCAGACCCUCGUCAUGUCGCUCGCGCUGUCGCUCCCGGAGGGAACCAAACUCACGGAAGGGGCUCCCAGCUGCUGGGCCCUGUCAGCUGAGGGUAACGAAUGGCUCCUGGAAGGUCGGGUGCUUACUGGGGACAUUGUGGAUCUAUCGAAGCCCUUCUCCAUCUCAACCAAAAUCCCUGCUGUUAUAAAGGACUUUAACAGCAGCCCGAGCCUCACUUUGGGUGUAUGGUUGUACUACUGUCUGGAAACGGGUAAUGCUUGCAUGAUGAAAGCGGCCUCCUUCAAGCAGCCUCUUCAAAUAGGUGCCGAUGGUGGAGAGGAAGAAACCUCUGUGACUCUGGCGCACGCCUUCUAAAACCUCUCAGCCGUCUUUGUCGAAUCGUCACGGAAUCGACGCCGUCUGUGGUGCUCGAAAGGCAUUCUAACUCUUGAGCUCAGCUAACUCAAGCUGCUUUCUUAUUCAUGGUUCAUAGGGAAGAAAAACACACCGAUUGUGUCCUACUGUCACAUAAAACAAAAAUGCCAAUGAGACGAUUCAGAUUUUUAAGUGAAUUUCAUCUAAUUCCUCAGAAACAUAAUCCGUCAGUGCUGCAGUGUCAUUUAAUGCGAGUGACAGUUAUUGAUAGGAAGGCAAAUAGUUGCAUCCUAAAGGCAUUUAAUGGAGACUACAGCAAACACAACUGAAGCCUGAAAGUCAAUGUCUAUGAUGGUAUUGGAAUGCAGAAAAUUGAACUGACUACCUGUGAGAAAACUGUACACUUUAGUAAUGGUGAUAAGUAUGCAUCUCAAAAGUACAUUCUUACUUAAAAAACGCUGGAUUGAAUGUGUGCAGAAAUUAAAUUAUGUUCUCCGGGUUCAAUAACGAAACAAAUUUAACAACUGUUGGUGAUUCGACUCGUGGGUAAUUAUGUAAGAUGUUUUAUUUUUUAUUUUUAAAAGAGCUGAUAUCUGAUUCAGACUUUCAGAACAAAGCUUUAUUCUGCUUUUGCUGACGUAACCAUAUCUUUUGACUGUUCAUAUUUAGUCAUAAAGAGAAAUGAAAUUGGCAUAUUGAGAAGUUGAUUGCAGAGACUGAAAUUUGUAUUAUCAUUAAUAUAUUUUCAAAAACUCCCCAGGAUUCAAAGCAAUCUUCACUUUGUACUUUUCGAUAAUAUAUUUCUCCGUGCAAACGUGUGACCACUUCAUUAUCAGUCUGCUGGGAUGCUGCUAAUCCAUCGUUUGUAAAUGUGUCACCACACAGACCCGCAAAGUUCAUACACGUAGCUCAAAGCUUUGCUCUGCGUCUGCUUUCCGUACGACCGAUUACACUUUGGAUUAUGAUCAUUCAUGGCACAAGGGGCUCUUGAUUUACGCCACUUAAUAUUGCUGUUAACGAAGUAAUGAAUACGGUGCCUGUGUUUUUCUAAGGAGGCCACUGCUCGGUGAACUGAUAACCGAGUGAUUAUUGUGCGCUGAGAGGGAUUUAUGAGCUUCAAGUCCAAUUUUUCAUUGUAGCAUAAAGUAAUAUGACAGUGUGUUGUAUUCCGUUAUGGUUUUCUAAGCUAGAAGCAUUUUUCCGAAUCGUGUCUGAGGGCAUUUCGUUUAUCAUCACGGUCCUCGUGUCUUGCAUAACUCGGAUUGUCGGGCCGGUUUGGUUUGAAUCACGCUGUCUAAGGGCCGAGUGCAAAAUGGACCUUACUGUACGGAUGGUGGAACUCAAACGGCAUCAGAAGCAAGAAUAAUAUAUUUCUGUAUUGGGUGAAACAUUUAAAUUUAUUUAAAAAGUAAUUUAUGUCAAAUGAACUGCAACAUUUGUAAGCUCAGCGUCGUAAUUCCUCUUGUUGUUUUUAAUUAACAGCAACGAGCUGGAGGGGUUGCUGCUGGAGUUCCUUCAUUCUCUCACUUGAUUUCAUCUUGUGUCUCAAUGCUGUAUUUUAAGAUGCAACAGAGGGAACUACUAAAACAUUUCAUCUAGUCUGCUUUGUGUGUCUGUGGAUGUUUCCAUCAAAGACCAUCAUUGCAAUUCCACACAAUUUCUUCCUGUAUUUCCAACGAAUGUGUGAGACUAUUAAAAGCUUUCCUAAUGA
Gasterosteus aculeatus aculeatus (three-spined stickleback) is the source of this 4133-nucleotide messenger RNA. The record is from RefSeq and is a predicted model, not a curated record. NCBI's taxonomy places the organism in Eukaryota, Metazoa, Chordata, Actinopteri, Perciformes, Gasterosteidae.